AGAUCAAGUUUCCAACAGGAUUCCCCAGGUAAGAUGCUCAAGGGGCGUUGAUGUCAUUGCGCGGAAGUGAGCAGGACCACAGUGCUGGGCACAGAUAGCAGUGCCACUGAAGAAGACAAUAGAGAAGGACAACCUGGGAGUCUCAACUGGAAUUCACUACUGAGCUGGAGCAUCAACGGGGUUCAGGAUGUCACAUCAGACGGGGAUUCACGCAACUUCAGACUUGAGAGAGUUCCUCAUAAAGGCCAGAAGAGGAGCUUUCAGAGCACUGAAGAUUGUUAUAAGGAGCGAGCAGCUGGUGUUGGGAGCAUACAGAGAGGUUUCUCAGAGCUGGGAUCAGGACUAUGACGCAUGUGUUUUGCCUAUGCUGGAUGGCCUAGAACCCUGUUAUAUCCUGUACCGGCUCGACUCACACAACCAGCUGGGAUAUGAGUGGCUGUUUAUCUCCUGGUCACCAGACCAGUCUCCAGUGAGGUUAAAGAUGGUUUAUGCUGCCACUCGAGCCACACUGAAGAAAGAGUUUGGGGGAAGCCACAUAAAUGAUGAAGUGUUUGGAACAGUCCAGGAAGACGUCUCUUUUCAAGGUUAUCUACGACACCUGUCUUCUUCCUCCUGCCCAGCUCCCCUCACCACUGCUGAGCAACAGCUUCAUCAGAUCAAAAUCACAGAGGACGAGCGAAGAAUUGUUCGCCCUGUUGCCACUGUUAGUGGGCAAGGAAAGACAGAGAUCAACGUGGAGAGUAAAAACCCGACUUUGCAGGGUUUAGCAUUCCCAUUGCAGGAGGAGGCUAAACAUGCUUUACAGCAGUUUAAACACAAGCGCAUCAAUUACAUUCAACUAAGGCUAGAUACUGAACGAGAGACUAUUGAACUGGUCCACACUAGUCCAACAGAGACCAAAGAGCUGCCAAGCAGAAUCCCCACUGAUGCCCCGCGAUACCACUUCUUUCUCUACAAGCACGCACAUCAAGGACAGCCUCUGGAAGCUGUAGUUUUCAUCUACUCCAUGCCUGGGUAUAGCUGUAGCAUUAAAGAAAGGAUGCUCUACUCCAGCUGUAAGAAUCGACUGCUGGAUGAGGUCGAAAGAGACUAUCACAUAGAGAUCGCCAAAAAGAUGGAGAUUGAAAGUGGAGACGGGCUGACGGAGGAUUUUCUGUAUGAAGAGGUAUACCCGAAACACCAUGCGCUGAGGCAAGCCUUCAGCAAGCCAAAAGGCCCAACAGGGAAACGAGGGAACAAGCGGCUCAUCAGAGGAGCUGGAGAGAAUGGAGAUGAGAGCUAGACUCAUAGGCCUACAGUAAAAACAAAACAUUUUAAAUGACAUCUAAUACACGUUUCAUUUCACCCUCAUUUCUCUGUAGCCAGUUUCUUGCUUAAGCUGUACCUUUCCUUGUUAUCAUUUUUUAUGUUUGACUUUGAUAAUCUCCUUUCACUCUGAUACAUAUUCUGGCAUGGUUUACAAGGCCACAUAAAGGUGUUGUUUAGGUGAUGAUUUUUAUGUAAUAAUUCCCAAUAAAAUACAUUAAUCUGUCUUA
This is a messenger RNA of Danio rerio (zebrafish), 1535 nucleotides long. RefSeq names its product twinfilin actin-binding protein 2b (gene twf2b). Lineage: Eukaryota; Metazoa; Chordata; Actinopteri; Cypriniformes; Danionidae. Gene Ontology annotation, cellular component: cytoskeleton; perinuclear region of cytoplasm. Gene Ontology annotation, biological process: negative regulation of actin filament polymerization. Gene Ontology annotation, molecular function: actin binding. The record is from RefSeq and is marked provisional.